This is a messenger RNA of Diabrotica virgifera virgifera (western corn rootworm), 7162 nucleotides long. It is a transcript of the gene Sarm, whose product is annotated as NAD(+) hydrolase sarm1. NCBI's taxonomy places the organism in Eukaryota, Metazoa, Arthropoda, Insecta, Coleoptera, Chrysomelidae. Gene Ontology annotation, molecular function: NAD+ nucleosidase activity; signaling adaptor activity; protein binding. The coding region runs from base 166 to 3522 and encodes 1118 amino acids. The record is from RefSeq and is a predicted model, not a curated record. Gene Ontology annotation, cellular component: dendrite. The transcript is spliced from 16 exons. Gene Ontology annotation, biological process: negative regulation of MyD88-independent toll-like receptor signaling pathway; signal transduction; response to axon injury.
GUAACAAAAUAAGAUGUUACAGAUACACCUGUUUAUACUAACUGGAAGUGCAGUGAACAGUGAGCCGAGUUAUUUUUAAAUUUCGUUAAAUUUAACCCAUAAGUGGUGAAAUUUUCGUCCGCUUCUUUUUGUUUGUGAGUUACCAGUUAUUAUUUACGGAAAAUAAUGGAAGAUGAGAAAGUUUUGGUUCCAGUGCGGGAAAAACGAAAACACAAAUUUUUGGAGAAACUAAAGUUACAGGGUGUCGCUAAGGAUAAUAAAAUCGUCAUGGGAAUUUCAAAAAGUGAUGUGAGUUCUCCAAAAUCUCAGCCAUUCACUCCAGAGAGUUUAAGUCCAACAGUGAGUUCCCCGAAAUCUCAAUGCAAACAGUUGGAUGCAGAAAGUAUAUUUCAGACAGUGAGUUCUCCAAAAUUUCAGCUACUGACUCCAGAAAGUCUAAGUCCAACAAUGGCGAGCGAAUCUCCCACGGACAAUAAUGCAAAUGGUACCGAGCCGCCGCUUCAGACGAUCGUAAAAAACCCAUCAAGGACGACAGUAACCACAACUUCAUUACAGACGAACUCCCAAUCCAGUACGACAACGACACGCGUUAGCAAAACCUCGACCAGCGCUUCAACGACCAGCCAACGGCGCCAGCUCACCGAUUUAAAAGCUUCCAACAUGAAGAGCGAUUUAGUAGACUUUAAAAACAACAUAAACGACAUGAAAAGCAGCUUACCCAACACCCUUUUGCAGAUAAGAAACUCGCUAGAAAAUUUAGUCGACGCCGAAGAAAAUGAUCCCAUCGUUACGUUUCCUGAUGAUACCCCAGUGCCAUCCGAGAUCGGCUCACCAACGAAUGCAGUGGAAUCGCUUAAAUUUGAACAGAAGACUACAAAUAACUUUAAGAAGACCACGGUAAUGAAAGAUGGAAUCAGUGCCGAAAAAGAAAGUGCCAAAAUGGCGGAAAUGAAAAUACUUCAAGCUGGUGACGUUUCUUACGAAGAAAACAACGCAGCCCGGGCUACUCGAGCGAGAGUUGAAAUCGAUGGAGUUUCGGCGGAGAAAAGUCAAGUCAUGGCCAAAGAAGCUAGAUCUCUCAAAGCUGGAGAUCUCAGCCAACAGGAGUCCAAAAACCUGGCUCAAACGAAUAUGAAAGUUACAACAGACAAGUUCAGUAGUGAAAGAACAGCCAUGGAAUCCCAGCAACAAAGACAGACUGUUACAGCUAGCGGCUUUUACAAUCAAGAAAAACACAGUUCUAGCACAAGUCACAUAUACACCUCUUCUUCUUCAAAAGGUCUUAGCACAUCGGCAAAGAUCAAUGCAACAAGACAGUUUCACUUAUUAAAUGGCACACCCGAAGAAGCAAUAUUAAACACGUCAUUAGAAGAUCUCGACAGUCUCUCAGCCACUUCCGAUGUCCACGAUAUCGAAAGAGCAAAACACAAAUAUUCUACAUAUUUAGACGAAUCCAUUAGAUGCCUUCAAAAACUAGACCAAAACAAAGAUGCACCCCUAGUGUUAGAUAAAAUCAAUGACGUCAUGCGUAAAGCAUGGGCAGUACCGACCUAUGGUCACGAACUUGGCUAUGCUCUAUGCAAUGCGCUACGAAACAGUGGGGGAUUAGACCUGAUAAUGCAGAACUGCACAAAAUCGGAUAAGAGCCUUCAAUUUGCCAGCGCUAAAUUACUAGAGCAGUGCCUUACUGCAGAAAAUAGAGCACAUGUAGUAGAGCACGGUCUGGAUAAAGUCGUAAACGUAGCUUGUGUCUGCACAAAGAUUUCAAAUUCUGUCGACCAUUCAAGGGUAGGAACCGGAAUAUUGGAGCAUUUGUUUAAACACAGUGAAGAAACAUGUAGCGACGUCGUUAGGCUUGGUGGUUUGGAUGCUUUACUAUUCGAAUGCAGAAAAAGUGACGUAGAAACCUUAAGGCACUGUGCUGGAGCUUUAGCAAACCUUAGUUUAUACGGUGGUACCGAGAAUCAAGAAGCUAUGAUAAAGCGAAAGGUUCCGAUGUGGUUAUUCCCCUUAGCAUUCCACACCGACGAUAAUAUUAAGUACUACGCUUGCCUUGCCAUAACCGUAUUAGUAGCUAACCCCGAAAUCGAAGCUGAAGUCUUGCAAUCUGGCACUCUUGGUCUGGUAGAACCUUUCGUCACUACACACAACCCUUCCGAAUUCGCGAAAUCGAAUCUAGCUCAUGCUCACGGACAAAGCAAAACCUGGCUGAAAAAUUUAGUUCCUGUCUUAAGCUCAAAACGUGAAGAAGCUAGAAACCUAGCCGCCUUCCAUUUCUGCAUGGAAGCCGGAAUCAAGAAGCAGCAGGGAAACACUAACAUGUUCUCUGAAAUCGGUGCUAUCGAAUCACUCAAAAAAGUAGCCAGUUGUCCUAAUGCCGUCGCCUCAAAAUAUGCAGCUCAAGCCCUAAGGCUCAUCGGAGAGGAAGUGCCUCAUAAGUUAAGUCAACAGGUGCCCUUAUGGUCUGUGGAGGAUGUAGAGGAGUGGGUGAAACAGAUAGGAUUCCCAGAAGUUGCCAUUAGUUUCGUAGAAAGCAGAGUUGACGGGGAUUUGUUAUUGCAGCUAACAGAAGAAAAUCUUAGGGAUGAUAUUGGAUUAACGAAUGGUAUAAAAAGAAAAAGGUUUACACGAGAACUUCAGCAAUUAAAAAAGAUGGCAGACUAUACGUCUAGAGACACAUCAAAUAUCAACAACUUCCUUCAAACAAUGGGACUCGAAUUCUCUAUAUAUACCUACAGUUUCUUAAAUGCUGGGCUUGACAAAAAGGAUUACCUACGAAAUAUAUCUGAGGACCAGUUGUUAACCGAAUGUGGAAUUAGUAAUUCUAUUCACCGGCUAAGGAUAAUGGAAGGUAUCAGACAAUUAGAAAAUGGCCUUGCCAACGGUAUGAACGAAGACAACCAAGAUAAAUCCUUAGACGUAUUCGUAAGUUACCGACGGUCCAACGGUUCCCAACUAGCCAGUUUACUCAAAGUCCACUUGCAGCUCCGAGGAUUCAGUGUCUUCAUCGACGUGGAGAGGCUGGAAGCUGGAAAGUUUGAUAACAAUCUCCUGCAGAGUAUUCAAAAAGCCAAACACUUCUUGUUGGUGCUGACGCCGAACGCUCUGGAAAGAUGUAUAGGAGAUAUUGAAAGAAAAGACUGGGUACAUCGGGAAAUAUGUGCAGCUCUAUCAGCUAAUUGUAACAUCAUCCCCAUCAUCGACAACUUCAUCUUCCCCGAACUCGAACAGUUGCCGGAAGAUAUGAGACAGGUCUGCCACUUCAACGCAGUUCGCUGGAUUCACGAUUAUCAGGAUGCUUGUGUGGACAAACUAGAAAGGUUCAUGCGAGGAGAAGCGAAUCCACGCGGGGACAAUUACAGAGUCACUUUGCCCAAAGGCGAUAUAACUCCAGGAACACCUUCAAAUCCCAGUUUGGUUAGGCAGCCGCCUAACUACCAAAGAAUGCACAGCAACGACUCAGGAAGUGGUAAAAGCUCCGACAAAGACAUGAACGGCAACUCGGGGUUAACGAGGGAUUGACUAGAUGGUCCUUAUGCCUCGGCUACUCCUACUCCACUGCCUAGAUUCUACAAAGCAAACAGUCCGUCCCGAAAUUGGAUAAUCAACUCCAACAACUUCAACCGGGGUCUCCCGCCCGUGCCGUACUCUCGGCGAGGUUCCAACACCCCCGUCUCGUCACUAGCUCUUAACAGUUACCCCCACCCUCCGGCCCCUAACCGAUCUCGCAGCCUCGACGGUCUCCUAGACUCCGCCGAGCCCAUCCUAGCAGCAGCUACAGAAGCAACUAAAAACGAUCAAGUUCCGUCCCCGAAAAAAGCGCAAAGUUGUGAUGACAUUGACAAAGACUUGAACGACGCAUCCGCAUACGUCGAAGAGACUGACACUAGUUUAAGUAAUACGAAGGAACUGGAUUGUUCGGUAGAAAGUGAUAGUACUGACAAGUGUUCGAUAUACAGUAAUUCUAGUGAUUCGAAACGUAAGAGAAACUUUAUGGACCGAUGUGUCAAUAAAGUGCGAUCUUUUAUUAAGAAAUAAACUGCAUAUUUAUAAAAAAACUAAACUAGGUGAAGCAAACGAUACCAAUUUUAUAGGUUUUAGUAUAAUUCCAAAUUGACGUGAAAAGUAGUCACAUCAACAUAUAAAACUGAAUAGAUUUGCAGAAAAUUUCGUAAAUACAAAGCAAUAUUUCAACACACAACAAAAUAAUUGUUUACGCUAAUCUUUUUUAAAACUUUGACCAAGUCUGCUAAUCCGGUUCGAAGGACCAAGUGUGUAAAUCCGGCUCGAAGGACCAUAUGUUGUUUAUUCUUUUAAAGAAUUAGAUGUUAAAUAGGUAUCGUUUGGUUCUCCUAUACUUUAUUUCCUGUAUCUUGAUAUUCAAUAUUUAAAUUUAAACUUCAUAGAUGAUAUUAUUUAUUAUUCUUUUACGGCAACUAAAUUACUUAGUACAAACAUUGUGCUUUUAUACAAAAUUUGUAUAUAUAGUAAAAACGUGUGAUUAUCGAGCAGUCUUAAUGAAUUUUCUUAGGUCUGUUUCCGUAUGAGAGAGAUAAAAAAAUUUCUAUCGUGCAAAAUUUAUUAAAAAUGAACUCUUUUUUAUUUGUAUAGUAUAUGUUGGUGCUAUUUACAAUUUUUUUAAGAAAAUAUGUGGCCAGAUCAACAAAUUCAGUCAAAAUGGAUCCAAACUUCAUACUUAUUUAAUAUUCCAACGGGAUUUAUUCGCUAUAAAAAAAAUACAAUUCAAAAUCACAGAUUAACUUGAAAUUUUGUACUGCUAUAUUUGAAAAAUGUUGGCUAGAGUGUAACUCUGCAAUCCACUGAGUUGUCAAGCUUACUUAUCUCUGUUUUAAUUUAGUCACUUCAAAUUUUCUUCCAUAUAUAGUUUUGUUAAAAGUUUUUUCAUUUUUGCAUCUUUGUCAUGGUAAAUUAUGUCGUUUAUACUAUAUCAUCAUUUAUAUACAUUAAUCAUUCUGAAGCAUACAAAACGUAGACUUUUAAAUUCUAAGUGCCUCUCUCCAAGUGCCUUCUUGUUGUUUAAUCAAGUUAAAUUAGUAAUCGUGUUUUCAAAGAUAUGUUGUGAUAUUUCCUAUGUAAGAGAAACAGUUUCCACUUCACCGAUUUUGGAUAUGUUUAUAGAAAAUUUCUUUCAAUGCACACUCACAAAAAAAACUUAGUUGAUGUCAGGUUACGCUAUUAAUGUGGCCAGACUCAAUGACAUUGUGAGAACACCAAGAACAUCUGUUCGAAGUGACAUCUAAACAAGAGAUAUAUUUUGAAGAUCGAAUUUUUGAAAGGGCUUUUAUAUUUAAUAAUUUUUUCUGUUACUUUUUAUCCAAUGGUUUUUAUUGUAUUCGCUACUACACUUCCAUCAAUUCUUAUUUUGGAUCUUCUGUGAAAACCAUAGAAUAUCUAGACUGCGGGUUGCAAUGCAAAACUGUUUCCUCAGUACGACAGAGAAAAGUAUUUGUAAACAGGGUAUUUAUUUUCUUUCUUUCUUGACUGGCUUUACAACUCGAGGUGAGUUUUAGCCGCAUCCACUAUGGCUCUCCAUCUUCUACUUGCUGUAUCCAUCAUGACCAUUGCACCAAAUGGUCUUGCACUUCUAUUUCCCAUUGCUGUACCCCAAUCCUAGAUAGAUCUGCUUCAACCUCAUCCUUCCAUCUUUUUCUGGGACGGCCUACUAAUCUUCUGCCCUCUGCUUUCUCAUAGAAAACUGUCUUUAACACUCUGCCUUCCUCUGAUCUUACCACAUGACCUGCCCAUCUUAACUAGUUAGCUUUUACAUGCCUGGCGAUGUUUUCAGUACCAUACAGUCACCAAUUCAGCAUUGCGGCGCCUUCUCCACUCUUCUGUCAAUUCAUCUCUUUGAGGGCCAAACAUCAUUCUUAGAACUUUCCGUUCCAAUACCAGCAGCUUAUUUAUUUCCCGCUAAUGUAGAGUCUAUGUUUCACUUCCAUAUGUAACAACUGUGCGAAGAAUUAUUGACAGGUACAGUCUUAAUUUAGAUUGUCUUUUUAGCAGCUUAUAUCUUAAUCAUGAUGAUAGGGAGUACAAUGCUCUAUUCCCCGCAGCAAUUCUUGCCGACACCUCUUUUUCUAUGUGGUUGUCAUCUGUGAUUACCGCCCCAGAUAUUUAGAACUCUUUUACUACUUCGAAGUUGUGGUCAUUACUAGUUAUGUUCUGCCUAACUCUUGGUCUUGAAUUUUUGGGUAGUAGCAUGUAAUCCGUCUUCUAUUGAUCUAUUCGAAGACCCAGACCACCUGCUUCCUCCUCGAGUUGUAAAGACUGCUCUCUCAGUCUCUUGUAGAAUUGAAUAGAAAAAGACUGAAAGAUUCUUGUAGAAUUAGCGACUGCAUCUAGAUUCUAGAUAGAUCUUGAGCAAAGGCCAACAAUAGUUUUGGUAUGAAUUUGGUUUCCCAAAACAGGGUAUGCAUCAGUGGCGUUUAUCGACCAAGUAACUUUCCCACUGCCGUCGAUUGGAAAGAGAUGCCCUGUUUAUACUUUUCUUUGUGGCACUGGGGGAGCAGUUUUUUAUUGCAGCGCGCAUUCUAGGUAUUGUAUGACUAUGGUUAAAACUGUUGUUAUUUAAAUCUAACCUAACAUAACCUCACUUUUUUCGUCAACGUUCCAUGAUCACAUGACGAGGCUGCUAUUGCGGAUAAUGUAAAGUAUUUUAUAAAUCAUGUGAAUGUCUAACACAUAAUUUUGACAAUUUUUUGUUUCAAUAUUUGUUUAAAUGUAAUUAUGGGUAUUUUUUUGAUAAAUUUUGCACAAUGGUACUCUCGGAAAGUGACCUCUUUAUAGUGGGCUAUUUUUGAGCCUUGAUAAAAGUAUUUAUAAGUGUUGUCAAAUUAAUCCAAACAUAUUCGGUUUGACAUUACUUGUUUUAUUUUCAGUUUUAAUGUGUUUUAACAUCUGUACGUAAUUUAAAAGUAAAAAAGUGUAAUUUUAUUCUACCAAAGCUUGCUUAUAAAUACUAUAAGCAAGGUCAGUAGGUAUCUAACACUUAUUGUGAUGUACCAUUUAUUAUUAAUUACUUUUAUUGUAAUUGUUGUAAAUGGUACACUUUUAUCUUUAACAUUUUUAUUAGUAAGUAUUUUAUAGAUAUAUAAUUGUUUUUUAUUCAUGUUAUAUUUAAAAAUAUAUUUUAUUAAGAUUA